CGCAUCCAGCGCGCGCGACUCGCUCUUUUGUCUUCUUCAAAAGCUACCCCUACACCGAUAAGCUCUGAAAUUCCUUCCUUUGUUUCCCUCUCUAACCAACCCUUUCACUGUGUACCAUUCCGUACUUUCUCCUUCUCCAAAAAUCCUUUUUUUUUUAUUUUUUAAAAAAGAAGCUUCAACUAAUGGCGACUCAGAGGUCAGCUCCUAAGCGGCGGAGGUACUCUUCCCAGAAAGCCUACUGCUGAAUUUCAAAAAGACCCAUCUUUUUUUUCAUCUUUCUUCUUUUCCCCUCUAUACUUUGAGAAAUAAAAAAAGCCCCAUCCAUUUCUUCAAGAUUAGAUUUUUAUGAUCUCUCUGACUUGGUUUCUCAAUGUCGUUUGACUUACGUUGAUAAAGACUUCACCAUGAGGGCAAUUUCAAGGAUUUACUCUCUGAACACCUUCUUUUAGUUUUUAGUUUUUUUUUUGUUUUCUUUUUGGGGGAUUUGCAGAAGAAAAUUUUAGUCUUUGAGUUGUGGGCAGUGAGGAAUGGGAAGGGAUGAAGAUUCUUUACUACUACUACUACUACUUCUAUCAACUGAGGGGCCGCCGAUAACGAGGCGAGCAGGGCUGAGGAGGAAACAAGCUGGGAGAGGAUCAUACAGAGGAAGUUAGGUUUUAGUAGGACAACUAUUUUAGAGGGAGGGGGAAAGAAUUAGGGUUUCAAAUUUCUGUUGUGACUUGACCUGGUUUCAAGAUUUAGGAUUCUUGUUGGGUGGGUUUUAGAAUUGUUAGAAUUUCUGCUGGCUGAAAAGAAAAAAAGGAGGAGGAGAAGUUUUAGAAUAUGGGGUUCCAAUCGCGCCGAGCUCUCAAGAAACUUUGCUGCAACACUGCUUGGAAGUAUGCUGUUUUCUGGAAGCUCACGCAUCGUGCCCGGAUGGUGUUGACUUGGGAGGAUGCCUACUAUGGUGACGAUGAGAAGAAGUUGUUCUCUAAUGGGCAUCAUUCACACGACGAUGCUCUUGGUUUAGCCGUGGCAAAGAUGUCAUAUCAUGUUUAUUCUCUAGGGGAAGGGAUUGUAGGACAAGUUGCUGUAAGUGGUAAACAUUUGUGGAUCUCUAGUGAUAAAUGGGUGGUGAACCAGAGCUCCAUAUUCGAGUACGAUGAUGGAUGGAAAAAUCAGUUUUCAGCCGGGAUUAAGACCAUAGUUGUCGUGGGGGUUGGUCCUCUUGGAGCUGUACAGCUUGGAUCUUUGGAUGAGAUUCCUGAGAAUCUGAAGAUGGUCAAAGACAUAAGGGAUGUUUUUUUCUUGGAGGCCCGUGGUUCUAUGGACGGUGCUCACUUGCACAGUGCAAUGCCGAAUAAUGUGGAGACUUGUGUGUCAGAUAUGUACACAAGAACCUCCAGUUCUGAGGCAUAUCUUUAUUGCAUGAACAAUCAAAGCAGAAGUGUUGAGAACGGAACAAAUGUCAUCUCUUCUGAAGAUGCGUCUCUUGGACAAGGGCAACACAAUCAUCAUUCUCGCAUUGAUAAUAAAGUUCAUGAAGAAGUACCUAACAAACAUGAAAGAGAAGUACAAAUGCAGGAAGCUAUUCCUACAAUGAGUGAAUUGCAAGCUAGCAACUACUUAAGGGACUCAAUUUUAGAAGAUAAUGAGAAAUGUCUGAAGUAUAAUUAUACUAGUGACAAAGUUAUUGAUCCAGAUGAAUUGUUUUCUUUGCCAAAUCUUCUAAAUGCCAGUUUACAUAAAGAUCCAGAGAACAAUACCUUCCAGCCUACUGAUAUGAACACAAUUCAGACUCCCUUAAGCUACAACUAUCCUGGAUGGGAGCUCUAUGAGGUACUAGGACCUGCUUUUCAAAAGGGCAGUGGUGUCACUCUUUGGGAAACGGAAAAAUUUGAAAUGGAACCCGAGGUAACGGGUGAUAGCAGUCUGUUGAUGAGUGAGAGUACGACAGAUCAUCUUUUGGAAGCAGUGGUGGGAAAUGUUAGUUGUUACCAGGAGAGCGAUGCUAGCAGCGUCCCCAAGUCUUUCUCAAAACCUGUUGAAGUGAGAGAACCUUGCAGCAGUGAUGUGGGGACAUUAAGUUCAGCGGGAUAUUCGUUCAGCUCUUCAGGGGCACAUCUGGAAAGACAACAAGAACCAAUAAGAAGGAUGAAUAAAAAAAGGGCUAAACCUGGUGAGAGUUGUCGGCCCAGGCCAAGGGACAGACAACUGAUUCAAGAACGUAUCAAGGAGUUGCGAGACCUGGUGCCUAAUGGUUCAAAGUGCAGUAUUGAUUCACUUCUGGAGCGGGCAAUCCAACACAUGCUUUACAUGCAAAGUGUCACCAAGCAUGAUGAAAUGCUUAAUGAAUGUAAUGCAUCAAAGUGGCUUGGGAGGGAAUCGGUAACCCACAAGGAGCGUUCUUGUAAGGAGAAAGGCUCAAGCUGGGCAGUGGAAGUGGGCAGUGACUUGAGAGUUUGUCCUAUAAUUGUUGAAAAUCUGAGCACAAGUGGUCACAUGAUAGUUGAGAUGUUACUGAAAGACUGCAGCCAUUUUCUUGAGAUAGCAGAAGCCAUCAGGAGGUUGGAACUUACUAUACUCAAAGGGGUAGCAGAGGCUUAUGGCGAGAAGACACGCAUGCUCUUUGUGGUUGAGGGGCAGGAAAAUCGAGCAGUGCAUCGCAUGGAUGUACUAUUGUCACUGAUGCAGCUAAUAUCACCUGGGAUCAUUGUGUGAUCGGGAUCAAAAAUAAUUUUGUUACUAACAGAAGGAUAGUGUCGCGUGUAUUUGGUAUUCUGUUUUUAUUUGUGUAAUAACAAUAGUGAUAUGAGCUUUUAGAUUAUGUGUGGACAACUGAAAAUGUUUCCUUUCCAUGUUUUUGUUAGACUAAUUCUUAUUUACAAUGAAUAAUUAUUUGUUCAGGGUUCUUACCAAUGCAAUUUCAAACUCUGCUUCCCAAUGCAUUGUUAGUGUAGUUCCUAGUUACAUUGAAUUAAUGUUAAUUACUGCCUUUGUAAUAAUGUAUUUGUUCAGUU
Messenger RNA from Cuscuta campestris, 2999 nucleotides. The record is from the annotation of a GenBank genome assembly. Lineage: Eukaryota; Viridiplantae; Streptophyta; Magnoliopsida; Solanales; Convolvulaceae.